Molecule: messenger RNA, 1530 nt
Organism: Leptosia nina
Lineage: Eukaryota; Metazoa; Arthropoda; Insecta; Lepidoptera; Pieridae
Source: the annotation of a GenBank genome assembly
AUGGCCCAUAAUAUAAUUGUAAGACAUUUUUUGAGGCGUAAGGAUUUAUCUGUAUUGUUAUGUCCAAACGUGAAACAAAUAACACCAGCGAAUACAAUUCUUAAACAAAUAAUUCGCACUGUUUCCUACGACUCUAUAUAUCAACGCGGGAUAGAUUAUAAAAAAAUAUGUUGCAAUAAUCGAUUUUAUUCAAUAAACGCGGUAACAAAAACGGACGAAGAGUAUAUAACUGAGAACAAAAUUACCAUUGUGGGUGAAGACGUCCCUAGUCCAUACAGAGAUAUCGAUGCGAGUGACUUUCCGGAUUAUAUUAAAUCUUUUUUGAAAGAACAAGGCAUCACCACACCCACAGCAAUACAAUCACAAGGGUGGCCAAUUGCAUUAGCUGGAAAUAACUUUGUUGGUAUUGCACAAACUGGUACUGGGAAAACAUUGGCAUUUCUUUUACCAGCCCUUGUACAUUUAAAGGAACAUAAGGCUCGGCGAGGAAGAGGCCCGAGAGUUUUAAUUUUGGCUCCAACUAGAGAGCUCGCUAGACAAAUUGAAGUGGUUGCGAAGCAAUUUGAAAGGCCAUUAAAUAUCCGUUGUUUGUGCAUUUAUGGAGGAGUUAGUAGAGGAAACCAAGCAAAUGAACUCCGAUCAGGAAUUGAUAUUCUUAUUGCAACACCCGGUAGAUUGAAUGAUUUCAUUGAUAGUAAAGUGACUAACCUCUCUAAAUGUACUUAUGUUGUCUUGGAUGAAGCUGAUAGGAUGUUGGAUAUGGGAUUUGAGCCCCAGAUAAGAAAAGCUCUCGAAGGUGUUCCUUUUGAAAGACAAAUAUUGAUGUUUUCUGCUACAUGGCCUAAGGAGGUGCAACAUUUGGCAAAAGAUUAUCUAGGAAAAUUUGUACAAGUUAAUGUUGGUUCAACUGAUUUGACGGCGAAUCACAAUAUUACACAAAACUUCUAUAUUGUGGAUUAUGAGGAGAAAUUACAAAAAUUCCAGGAAAUAAUGCAUGAGAUAUCAGGAAAAGGUAAAAUUUUAGUAUUUGCAAACACUAAAAGAUUUGUUGACAAUUUAACACUCAGACUACGGAGGAAUCAGUGGCCAGCUGUCGGCAUACACGGAGACAAGACACAGCUCCAAAGAGAUGUUAUCAUCAACAAAUUCAGAAGUGGUAGUAGCAAUAUUCUUGUUGCCACUGAUGUUGCAGCGAGGGGCUUAGAUGUUGAUGGAAUCACACAUGUUGUAAAUUACGAUUUUCCAAACACUCCCGAGGACUAUAUUCAUAGGAUCGGAAGAACUGGUCGCUCCCAAAAUAAAGGUGUCUCAUACACUUUGUUGACCAGUGAAGAUGCCAGACAUGCUAGAGACCUAAUAGCUGUAUUAAAGGAAGCCAAACAGGAAAUACCACACGAAUUAGAGUAUUUGGCGAGAGAUUUUCAAAAUAAUAAGAUUAUUGAAAAACGCAUGAAACAAAAGCCGAAGUCAAGAAGUAACUUCAGGAACAACAGAAGAUGGCAGAAGUAUGACAGAGAGGAUUAUUAUUAA